Messenger RNA from Linum trigynum, 1413 nucleotides. NCBI's taxonomy places the organism in Eukaryota, Viridiplantae, Streptophyta, Magnoliopsida, Malpighiales, Linaceae. The record is from the annotation of a GenBank genome assembly.
AUGCCGCCGACUUUCCUCCUCCCUCUCGCCGCCGCCUUCCUCCUCCUCCACCUCCAUUUCCCUUUCGCCAGGUCCCAAUCAUACAUCGGAGUCAACUACGGCCAAGUCGCCGACAACCUCCCGCCGCCGUCGGCCACCGCCAAGCUCCUCCAAUCCACCGCCGUCCAGAAAAUCCGUCUCUACGGCGCCGACCCGGCCAUCAUCCGCGCCCUCGCCAACACCGGGAUCGGGAUCGUGAUCGGAGCCGCCAACGGCGACAUCCCGGCCCUGGCCGCCGACCCCAACUCGGCGGGUCAGUGGGUCAACUCGAACGUCCUGCCCUUCUACCCGGCCAGCAACAUCGUCCUCGUCACCGUCGGCAACGAGGUCCUCCUCUCCGGCGACCAGAACCUCAUCUCCCAGCUCCUCCCGGCGAUGCAGAACGUGCAGAACGCGCUCAACUCGGCGUCCCUCGGCGGCAAGGUCAAAGUCUCCACCGUCCACUCCAUGUCCAUACUGGGUCGGUCCGACCCGCCUUCCUCGGGUUCGUUCGACCCGUCGCAUCUGGACGCGAUGAAGGCGCUGCUGCAGUUCCAGAGAGCGGUCGGGUCCCCGAUUGCCGUGAACCCGUACCCGUUCUUCGCGUACCAGAGUGACCCGAGGCCCGAAACGCUGGCGUUUUGCUUGUUCCAGCCCAACGCCGGGCGGGUCGACUCGGGUAGUGGGAUCAAGUACAUGAACAUGUUUGACGCUCAGGUUGAUGCAGUGAGAUCGGCGCUGAACGGAAUUGGGUUCAAGGACAUAGACAUUAUGGUCGCCGAGACAGGGUGGCCGUACAAGGGCGACCCGAACGAAGUCGGGCCGAGCGUGGAGAACGCCAGAGCCUACAAUGGCAACCUCAUUGCCCACCUCAGAUCCAUGGCCGGAACGCCAUUGAUGCCUGGCAAAUCCGUCGACACGUACCUAUUCGCUCUCUACGACGAGGACCUUAAGCCGGGGCCUUUGUCGGAACGUAGCUUCGGCCUCUUCAAGCCCGAUCUCUCCAUGACUUACGACGUCGGCCUCUCCAAGACCAGCAGCACCAGCCAGCCGAGUCCACCAUCGUCGUCGGAGAAAACGCCAUCAUCAGGCGGAGGAUCGCCGGCGGCGGGGCAGGAGCGAUGGUGCGUGCCAAAAGCAGGGGCUUCCGACGCGCAACUGCAAGCGAGUCUGGACUACGUGUGCGGGCAGCAGGGCAUCGACUGCGGCCCUCUGCAGCCAGGCGGCGCGUGUUUCGAGCCCAACACACUCGCUUCUCACGCCGCCUACGCCAUGAACCUCUACUUCCAGCGCUCCGACAAGCGCCCUUGGAACUGCGAUUUCUCGCAGACCGCCGCCCUGUCCUCCAAGAACCCCAGCUACAAUGGCUGCAAUUACCCUGGCGGCGGUACGUGA